Phanerochaete carnosa HHB-10118-sp is the source of this 717-nucleotide messenger RNA. RefSeq lists its product as uncharacterized. The transcript is spliced from 8 exons. Bases 1 to 717 code for a protein of 238 amino acids. Lineage: Eukaryota; Fungi; Basidiomycota; Agaricomycetes; Polyporales; Phanerochaetaceae. The record is from RefSeq and is a predicted model, not a curated record.
AUGCCAGUCUUUUCCGCUUUGCGCGUGUUCGCAAUCUGGGAUAGGAGCCGUGUCUGGUCGAUAGUGGUGUUCGCACUGAGCAUGGUGGCGUUCGUGACGAACAUAUACGACGCGGCGGUAACGAAGUACGGAUUCUUCACUGAUCCGCUCGUUGGGAAGACAUGCAUCAAUGACCCUCUGUUCUCAGCGCAGCAAACAGACAGAGUCAUGAUAAGUACGUUCCUCGUCUAUACCACACGCGCCUCACUCAUUCUUGCCGACAUCAUCAUGAUCGUCCUGACGUGGAUCAAGACAUUCGGACAAUGGAGGGAGACCCGCCGCCUCAACAUGAAGGUACCGCUGACGAGGUGUCUGCUACGUGACGGAACUAUUUAUUUCAUGGCUCUCCUGGCAAUAAACAUAACCCAAAUUCUGACCUACAAUUUCUCUACGAACAUAUCGCUCGUGGGCACGCUGAAGACGACCUUGCCCUCGGUGCUCAUUAACCGCUUCAUCAUCAAUCUGCGGGCAGCCGGCUCGGAACCGCCAGACCACUCUCUGCGCAUCAGCGAUCAGCAGCAAGGACAGUCGAUACCACAGCUCAGAAGGCAUACGGAUCGGUUGGGGAAUAUUGUGGGGACGCUGCAGGAUGUUUGGGGAGACGAACCCUGCGACGAAGAUGCCGAUGCCGCAGUAGUGGGCGGGGAAGGCCAUCAUGAGAUCGGUGCUGAAGCGUAA